AUGGCUGGCAAACAAACCAAGACGGCGAAGCGCGCGAAAACUCAGAACAGAACGAGAGAAGUGACUUCUGAGGUUUUCCAAGAUUCACAAGCUAGGAAUCAACUAGCUAAUGCUCCAAAGGUUGAGAAACCGUCGGCCAGGAAGGCUACAAAACGUCAAGUGAAAAAGGAGCAGGCUGUUGUCCGUUUAUAUGGUACUCGCAAAAAAGAGAAGACCUAUUCUGAGAAGGAGCUUAACAUUCCAACUCUCAACAGAGCAAUUGUUCCAGGUGUUAAAAUUAAGACAGGAAAGAAGGGUAAGAAAUUUGUUGAUGAUCAUGAUCUUUUAACUUUAAACAGGCUGAUCAAGACUAUUGGCGAUAAGAAUGACGAAGUUACUGAAAGUAAGCUGGAGAAAGCUAAACGCUUAGAAGAAAUCCGUGAGCUAAAGAAGCAAGAACUAGAGCGGAAAGAACAAGCUAAGAAAGAAAAGCUGGAUGACAAGAUGGAUGAACUUAAGCGGAAAGCAUCUGUUGCAAGAACCCUUCGUAGAAAGAAUAAACGUCACGAGAAAAAGUUAGAAGACGUACCAAAGUCAAGCAAGAAGGUCUCUUUCGCAUAG
Molecule: messenger RNA, 600 nt
Organism: Eremothecium gossypii ATCC 10895
Lineage: Eukaryota; Fungi; Ascomycota; Saccharomycetes; Saccharomycetales; Saccharomycetaceae
Product: Loc1p
Exons: 1
Coding region: 1-600 (199 amino acids)
Biological process (GO): ribosomal large subunit biogenesis; intracellular mRNA localization
Cellular component (GO): nucleolus; preribosome, large subunit precursor
Molecular function (GO): mRNA binding
Source: RefSeq, marked provisional